Molecule: messenger RNA, 1926 nt
Organism: Desarmillaria tabescens
Lineage: Eukaryota; Fungi; Basidiomycota; Agaricomycetes; Agaricales; Physalacriaceae
Product: acyltransferase ChoActase/COT/CPT
Exons: 4
Coding region: 1-1926 (641 amino acids)
Biological process (GO): carnitine metabolic process
Cellular component (GO): peroxisome; mitochondrion
Molecular function (GO): carnitine O-acetyltransferase activity
Source: RefSeq, a predicted model, not a curated record
AUGUCGCGCCCCAAGAACUGGAAAGCUGCCGCCCCGACGAACGGGACGACCCACUCGCCUGCCCAGCUCGCCCUCCCGAAGCUGCCCGUCGUCGAUCUCCCAUACACGCUCUCCAAGCUUAAGGAGAGUCUCCGACCUAUUGCGUGGUCGAAAGAUGAGUACGACGCGGCCGCCAGGAAGGUGGACGAGUUUGGUAAGCCCGGAGGAAUUGGCGAGGUCUUGCAAGCUAGGCUCAAAAAACGCUACGAUGAGACGGAGCACUGGCUCGAAGAAUGGUGGGACGACGGCGGGUAUCUUGGGUACAGGGAUCCGGUCGUAGUCUAUGUUUCGUACUACUAUGGAUUCGACGACCAUCCCGCUCAUUUGCCCCAGACACCUGCUGCUCGCGCCGCAGGCAUCGCGCGCGGUGCUAUGAUAUUCAGACAGAAGCUCAAACGCGGUCAGAUCGCUGCUGAGGGUACCAAGGAGGGUCCGUUUUGCAUGGACACGUAUCGUUGGAUGUUUGAUUGUUGUCGUGUCCCUGGUCCCCACGGUCUUGAUUGGAGUGUCACUCAUGCAAAGCCAGGCGACACCGGUGAUUCAGGUCAUAUCGUCGUGUUUCGGAAUAACAGGCCAUGGAAGGUCGACUUGACCGACAAUGGUAGGAUCUUGAGUACAGAGGAAAUUACAAAGCAAAUACAAUACAUCUACGAUAAUGGCAAGGGCGAUUAUCCUGGCGUUGGCAUUCUGACGGCAAACAACCGUGAUGUCUGGGCAAAGGACUACAUAGAACUUACGUCCUCAUCCCAUAAUGCAGACAUAGUAUCCACCAUCCACUCUGCAGCUUUCACUAUCAGUCUCGACAGUGCCACUCCGGCAACUGCUAUCGAACACAGCCGUUUCCUCUGGCACGGACAUCUCACUGGGAAUGGCACCCCAGCUGGUCUACGAAACCGAUGGGUAGACAAGCCGUGUCAAUUCAUAGUAUACGACAACGGUCGCGCUGGCAUCAUGGGCGAGCACUCUGUCAUGGACGGCACUCCCACCGUUCGGCUCUGCGAUGACAUCCUCAACUGGCUCGCUGACCCUACCUUCGACCACGGUACUCCAUCCGGGACAUUCACCCCGAUGCCCAUGGACUGGGAGGUCACCCCCGCCCUCACCAAAGCGCUCACCGCCGCAGAUACCGCCGCCAAAGAACUUAUAGAGAGCCAAGAACUCGGGUUCCACCUCACGGCCUAUGGUAAAGCCGCAAUCAAGAAAUUCGGCGUGUCCCCCGACUCGUGGGCGCAGAUGAUCGUACAACUUGCAUACCGUAGGCUCCUCGGAAAUGAGAAACGGAAGGGUGGAACGUACGAGGCUGCAACGACGCGUAGGUUCCGCAAGGGCCGUACCGAGGCUAUUCGCGUGGUUACGACCGAGUCGGAUGCAUGGGUCGCGAGUAUGGAUGAUCCGAGUGCCACGCAGGAAGUGAGGAAGGCGCUGUUCGAUAAGGCGACAAAGAAGCAUGUACAGCUGGCAAAGGAGGGCGGGCUGGGCCGCGGUGUCGACCGGCAUCUGUUUGGGCUGAAACGACUGCUCCAGGAAGGCGAAGAGGUACCUGAGCUGUUCACUGAUCCGGUCGUGAUGAGGUCGAGUUAUUGGGUACUUAGCACUAGUGCGGUGUUCUCGAAGCAUUUCCCAGUGUAUGGAUGGGGAGAGGUCGUUCCUGAUGGGUUUGGUGUCGCAUAUAUGACCGGAUAUGACGGUAAGUGCUUUUCAGUUAUUAUGUUGGAACUAGCUAAUUUAACGACUCGCCAGAUCGACUUCAAUAUACCAUCACAUCCCGGACAGAGAUGCCCAAUGCCAAGUUCUGUGAGGAGAUUAUCAAAGCUGCCGAUGAUUUGUAUCAGUUGCACGCACCACCGUCUGAGACUCAUUGUAGAUUAUAAUUGCUUGUUGUAUUAG